Messenger RNA from Grammomys surdaster, 1105 nucleotides. Its product is annotated as olfactory receptor 10-like. Gene Ontology annotation, molecular function: G protein-coupled receptor activity; olfactory receptor activity. The coding region runs from base 89 to 1018 and encodes 309 amino acids. The transcript has a single exon. The record is from RefSeq and is a predicted model, not a curated record. Gene Ontology annotation, biological process: G protein-coupled receptor signaling pathway. NCBI's taxonomy places the organism in Eukaryota, Metazoa, Chordata, Mammalia, Rodentia, Muridae. Gene Ontology annotation, cellular component: membrane.
UCAAAGUGCCUGGCUCAAGGAAUGUUUAGAUAGUGAUCUUCAUUGCGGGCACUAAGUUAACCCCUGCUGUUUGUGAACAUAAAAGGCUAUGGAUAGGUUCAAUGCCACUUUAGAAGAAAGAUUCAUUUUGGUGGGCUUUUCAGAUUGGCCACAGCUGGAAAUCAUCCUUUUUGUUUUUAUUUCAAUUUUUUAUUCCCUAACUCUCUUUGGUAACACCACCAUCAUAGCUCUCUCUCGAGUUGACCUUCGAUUGCACACCCCCAUGUACUUCUUCCUCUCACACCUCUCCUUCCUGGACCUCUGCUACACAACCAGCACUGUGCCCCAGCUCCUGAUCAACCUCCAUGGACUUGACAGGACCAUCAGUUAUGGAGGAUGUGUGGCCCAGCUGUUCAUAUCUCUUGCUCUGGGAUCCACUGAGUGUGUGCUCUUGGUGGUGAUGGCUUUUGACCGCUAUGCUGCUGUGUGUCGUCCACUGCACUACACGACCAUCAUGCACCCUGUUCUCUGCCAGGCAUUGGCUAUUGCUUCCUGGGUAGGAGGCUUCCUGAACUCUCUGAUUCAAACAGGCCUCAUGAUGACCAUCCCACUCUGCGGCCACCGACUGAAUCACUUCUUCUGUGAGAUGCCUGUGUUCCUCAAGUUGUCCUGCAACGACACAGGAGAAACAGAGACCAAGAUGUUUGUGGCCAGAGUCAUAAUCUUGGUCUUCCCUGCAACAUUAAUUCUUGGCUCCUAUGGACACAUUGCUAGAGCAGUACUAAAGGUCAAGUCAAUGGCUGGACGCAGAAAAGCUUUUGGGACAUGUGGGUCCCACCUCUUGGUAGUUUCUCUGUUUUAUGGCUCAGCCAUCUACACAUACUUGCAAUCCAAGAGCAGCUAUUCUGAGAGCAAGGGGAAGUUAGUUGCCCUUUUUUAUACUAUCAUCACCCCCAUGCUCAACCCUCUGAUCUAUACCCUGAGGAACAAGGAUGUGAAGGGGGCUCUGUGGAAGGUACUAGGGAGAGACACAGACUAGGAGAAAGAGAAAAAACAGGACUACUACAACUUUCUGUGAUAUAUCUCACAUUCUUAAGUCUAUCUUGUUCUACCAACCAAGAAAUAG